Spinacia oleracea (spinach) is the source of this 1525-nucleotide messenger RNA. RefSeq lists its product as uncharacterized. Lineage: Eukaryota; Viridiplantae; Streptophyta; Magnoliopsida; Caryophyllales; Amaranthaceae. The record is from RefSeq and is a predicted model, not a curated record. Bases 130 to 789 code for a protein of 219 amino acids. The transcript has 4 exons.
GUACUUCGCAUAUAAAAUUCCAACCGGCAAGCAGAAGAAAACUUUCCCGCAAAAAUAUAGAAAUCCAUUUUAAAAGAACACCAGAAACCUCUCGAAAAGCAACAAAAAGUUGAAAAAAAAAAAACAGAAAUGGAGUUGAAGUGCAACGAUGUGAAGAUCUGGAAAGAAGCUCUAAGUUCCUACCCAUCUCGCAUUCUCUCUCUUAACAAACCUAACCUGGUUACUCUUGAUGACUUCUACCGUACUCAACUUCCUUCUCUCCUCCAAUCCCGCCUCCCUGCUCCUUACCUCACCCGAUCCGACCUCCAUUCUCUUAUGCAGUGGAAGCUCACCCGUGGAAAAUUCAGACCGCGGUUGCUGGGUUUUGUGGCGUCCCUUGACGAAGAGCUUGUGAAGUCAGCGUCUCAGAAAGCGUUUCUUUCUCUCCCGGAAGACUUACCGAAAGCCGUUUCGGAACUGACUGUUCUUAAAGGUGUGGGUCCAGCCACUGCUUCUGCUGUCCUCGCCGCCUUUGCCCCGGACGUCGCCCCUUUUAUGUCCGACGAAGCUAUGGAGGCCGUGUUGGGUCAAACAAAAGAGUACUCAUUGAAACAGUAUCUUCUGCUUGCGAACAAAUUACAGGAGAAGGCAAAGGAACUAAGUUCAGAAGAUGAGCAAUUCACAGCAUCAGAUGUGGAAAGGGCUCUCUGGAGUUCUGCUGUUGGAGCUAAAUUAUCAGCAUCCUCUGCAAAGGAUCAAGAAGACACUUCAAAGAAAUCCUCUGGUAGAAAAAGGAAAAAGUCGGGUUAAUCUUGCUAUUAAAAUGGUUGUCAAGAAUUUGUGUCAAUACUUGAUUCGCGCUAGUCACACCGGAGAAAUAGCUUCUGGUUUGUUGCCGAAUCAAGGUAUCUGACAUUGUAACUUCUGAGUUAUGACCAAAAUUAGCUGUUUUGGUUGUGGCGUGGUUUUAGUAUGUCCCAGAUCCAUUACUCCGUACUUUGUACCUGUUGCUGUUGUGGUUCUGCUUUCUGCCACCACUCUCUCCCUCCCUCUGUUUAAUUUAUAUUUUCUGAAUAGUGAAUAGACCUAGGGUUGGGAGGGAGGCUACAUCGCUGGUUACCAGCGGCUUUUUUGCCCAUACCCAGGGGCAAAAUCGUCUUUUCACUUAAUUAGUUGAAAAGUCAAACAAAGUACUAAGUAUCGGAAAUAAAUGACAGUAUUCAAUAAAACAAUGACAGUAUUCAAUACAACAAUGACAAUAUUUAUACAAACAAUGACAUAGUAUAUGUAACACGUUUAUCCAGUCAUUUAAGUGGUCCCUUUACUAUUUUUGUUUCAUUUCGUUUUCUUCUUUUCGGAUGAUUAUGACAGAGAGUAUAUGUAACACGUUUAUCCAGUCAUAUAAGUGGUCCCUUUACUAUUUUUGUUUCAUUUCGUUUUCUUCUUUUUGGAUGAUUAUGACAAAUUUUAAUACAACAAUGACAGUAUAUACACAAUAAUGACAGUAUUUAUCUAACCUUUGACAGUAUAUAGCAAGUUCGCAACA